ACGAGCUCUCUCGCCCCUGCCACCCUGCUUUCCCUGUGCCACUUCGCUCCGGAGAGCUCGCCGCCUCCUCAUCCUCCACCCCUCGCACCCUGCUGCCCAGUCCCGGAGGAGCGGUGCCACAGAUGGAGCGCCUGAGGAUGGUUCUGACGCCGGCUCUCCGCUCAAGCUGCAGCGCUCGGCUCAUACCGAAGCGCCCCAUGUGCUCUGGGGGUGGCCGCGUCGUUUCUCAGGGGAAGGAGGCUGGUUGUGUCGUGUCUCAGGGGAAGGAGGCGACCGGCGAUUACCGAAUCUUUUCGCUGAAUAAUAUCUGGAAAACCUCCCUAUGUUUCCUUGGUGGCGCCGCAAUGGGACUGUGCGUGUCCAACCCCAAUGUUGCCGCAAAGGAGAAAAACAGGAGGCGGGAUCGCGAGGAGGCCACCGAGCGCCACAAUCAUGAAAUGGAGCGCCACAAGCGUGAAAAUGAGCUCUGCAAUCGUGUCCACCAAGCUGAGAUGGCAGCAAGCAAGGCUUUGUGGGAGCUAACUCGGUCCCAGAUGAAGGUCGUGACCCUGGAAGUGAAGGUGAUGAUCCUGGAGUUGAAAGUCAAGGAGCUAGUGGCAGCAGCGGGGACGGCCAAUGCUGCUGCAGACAAGAACGAGUGAUGUGACAAGUGGCUUUGAGGCUAGCUUGGCAUGAGAGUGAGGAAUGACUAUCUGAAACUGUUAGCAAUUUGUCAUAUGAUUGGACCAAAUCUAUCCAGUUGAUGGUUUCACCUUUUGGCUUCUCCCUUGCCGGCAUGGCUUAGUUUAUGAUGUGGUGGAUGUCAAAUUAGGAAGUGUGCUAUCUUGGUCAUGGUUAAAACAUGCUGUUCUAAGAAUGUCCCAACUGAUAUUUCCACUGUUAUGUUUAUGCAUGAUGUUUUUCUAUUUC
This is a messenger RNA of Lolium perenne, 909 nucleotides long. RefSeq lists its product as uncharacterized. NCBI's taxonomy places the organism in Eukaryota, Viridiplantae, Streptophyta, Magnoliopsida, Poales, Poaceae. The record is from RefSeq and is a predicted model, not a curated record.